AAGCCGUGGAAACAAAUACGGCAAGGCAUUCAUUAACGGCGAAUCAAUAAAGUCUUCUCUGGACGGAGAAGAAAUUCUUUUUCGAUUGAAGAAACAUCAUUAACUGCGCGAAAUCAACGAUUUCUUUCUUUUUAUUUAGCAAUUGAUUUCCAAAAAACGCACACACACUUUAUUACUGCUAUUAAUUAGUUUUUGGAAAAGUUAAAAAAUGGCCAUGGCUGGAUUGUACCGUCGAAUCCUCCCUUCUCCUCCUGCCAUCGAUUUCGCUUCCGCCGAAGGAAAGCAACUUUUUAUGGAAGCAAUUCAAAAUGGAACGAUGGAAGGUUUUUAUAGGUUGAUUUCUUACUUCCAGACACAGUCGGAGCCUGCGUAUUGUGGUUUGGCAAGUCUUUCUAUGGUCCUGAAUGCCCUAGCUAUUGAUCCUGGGAGGAAAUGGAAAGGACCUUGGAGGUGGUUUGAUGAAUCUAUGCUAGACUGCUGUGAGCCUUUAGAACAGGUUAAAGCUAAGGGUAUCUCAUUUGGGAAGCUAGUGUGUUUGGCUCACUGUGCUGGGGUUAAAGUUGAAGCGUAUCGAACAAAUCAAAGCACUAUAGAUGACUUCCGUGUACACAUUAUGAGAUGUUCAACUUCUGAUGAUUGCCAUUUGAUCUCGUCUUAUCAUAGAGGAACUUUUAAACAGACAGGAACUGGUCAUUUUUCGCCUAUUGGUGGUUAUCAUGCUGGGAGGGACAUGGCACUGAUUUUAGAUGUUGCGCGGUUCAAGUAUCCUCCUCAUUGGGUUCCACUAACACUUCUUUGGGAAGCAAUGGAUAGAACUGAUGAGACAACUGCACAACGAAGAGGGUUCAUGUUAAUAUCGAGGCCUCACACAGAGCCAGGACUGCUUUAUACCCUGAGCUGCAAGCAUGAGAGUUGGGUUGGUGUUGCAAAGUAUUUAAUGGAUGAUGUUCCUCUUCUCUUAAAGUCAGAGGAUGUAAAAGAUAUCAACAAAGUUCUCCAUGUUGUUUUCUUAUCACUCCCAUCAAGUUUUGGGGAUUUCAUCAAGUGGGUCGCAGAAAUUCGGAGACAAGAGGAUGGUGGUCAAAGUCUAAGCCAAGAGGAGAAAGGAAGGCUUUCUGUCAAGGACGAGGUGUUGAAGCAGGUGCAGGAGACCGACCUUUUUAAACACGUUGUGGCAUUUUUGUCUUCAUCAAAUUCAUGCUGCAGAAAUGUACCAAUUCUGGAUCAAGAAGAGGAUCUCCCUGAUAUCGCUGCAAGCGUCUGUUGCCAGGGGGCAGAGAUUUUGGCUGGGAAGUCUGCUUCUGUGGAAGGGUAUUUCUGUAAGGAAAAAUGUGUGAAAUGCUUGAAAGCUAAUGGUGACAAGCCUAUUACUUUGAUUUCGGGGACAGUGGUAGAUGGUAUCAGUGAGCAGGGGCUUGAUGUGCUGGUUCCUUCAUCUCAAACAAAAAUGAUUUGUUGUGGCUGUGGUCCAAGCAGUCACAUUGGGAUGCACCCAGCUGGCAAUGAUGUUUUAACAGCACUUUUACUGGCUUUGCCUCCAGUCACAUGGUCUGGUAUCAAAGAUGAGAAACUUUUGCAAGAAAUUCACGCUCUGGUUUCAACUGAACAUCUCCCAAUUUUGCUUCAAGAAGAGGUUCUGCAUCUACGGCGUCAGCUCCACCUCCUCAAAAGAUGCCAAGAGAAUAGGGUAGAUGAGGAUCUUGGCGCACCUCUUUCCUAGCAUUUUCUUUACAUGCUCUCUGUAAAGUCAUUAUCUUUAAGCUAAAAAUGUACCUACCCAUGGAAGAUUUAUAACCCGUAGGAACCCGAGGGACUAAAACGACUCCACGGAG
Messenger RNA from Populus euphratica (Euphrates poplar), 1832 nucleotides. RefSeq names its product glutathione gamma-glutamylcysteinyltransferase 1-like. The transcript has 8 exons. The coding region runs from base 209 to 1720 and encodes 503 amino acids. NCBI's taxonomy places the organism in Eukaryota, Viridiplantae, Streptophyta, Magnoliopsida, Malpighiales, Salicaceae. The record is from RefSeq and is a predicted model, not a curated record. Gene Ontology annotation, molecular function: metal ion binding; glutathione gamma-glutamylcysteinyltransferase activity. Gene Ontology annotation, biological process: cellular detoxification of cadmium ion; response to metal ion; phytochelatin biosynthetic process.